Messenger RNA from Styela clava, 1325 nucleotides. RefSeq names its product protein rolling stone-like. NCBI's taxonomy places the organism in Eukaryota, Metazoa, Chordata, Ascidiacea, Stolidobranchia, Styelidae. The record is from RefSeq and is a predicted model, not a curated record. Gene Ontology annotation, cellular component: membrane.
CCAAUGUUUGUAUGAAAUAGAAUUGGUAUUUUGGAUAUUAUGGGGAAAAAUAUUUGCUCACAGCAGUUUACUUUCAAGAACUUUGGUUUUCGAUGUAAAGAAGAUGAGAAAAAUCUAUUUUUCAGAUCACAGUGGGGAAGCGACCGCACACUAUUCUUUUUGUAUCGUCUCUUCAUGACUUUAUACUCUUUCGGAUGGCUACUUGCAUAUAUGAUUGUCCGAGGUAUUUACAAUAUUGGUGCUCUGCAGAGAAGUUAUCAAUACCUAACACAAUGGUCGAACGUUAUGGCUACCAUAUACUUCGCACUCGCAUGUGGACUGUCAAUUGUUGGCCUCGUCAAAAACAAGAGAUCAAACCGAACUGAAUCUGGAGCUAUCAAGUUUUUACGGACCUUAACCUGGAUGAUUUGGACAAUGUCCUCUCUCAUGAUACUCAUAGUUGUUAUUACAUAUUGGGCUCUAUUGUGGAAAAGUGAAUCACCGGAAAAUCGGAGGGAUCCAUUCAAUUUUCACCGGCAUCUGGUUGUUGCCAUAAUGAUCGUAAUCGAUGUGUUCGUCGCUGGAUUUCCAAUUCGUCUGCUUCAUUUUGUUUACGGCAUUCUCAUUGCUUGUCUGUACUCGGUAAUGACUGUGAUAGUACAUGCCGCGGGAGUAAACUCAGCUAUAUAUGGAUUUCUAAAUUGGGCAGAGAAUCCUGGUUUAACGGCAGGGAUAGCAGUAGCGUUUUCAGUUCUUGGGCCUAUAUUACUUCAUUGUUUUAUUUUUGGCCUUUACUGCUUACGUUUACAAAUUUACAAAUGCAUAUGCCCUCCCGACGAAAGAGUUAAACAAAAUGUCCGCGCGAUAGCAUACUCACAUGCAGAUGAACACAACGGCGCUGUCGAUAAUCCUGCUUUUGACCGCGACAGAUUUCAGGAAAAAAUUGUUUGAAACAUUUGUGUUGUUUUCUACUGCCACCUGUAGUUAUGAAUACAGACAUUGACGCAUAACGCGCACUGAGUAUAUGCAAAUGAGACAGGACUUAAAACUUCAAUGUUAAUUAAUAUCCUUCAAGUUCCGUUUGACCUGCAUUGUAAGGAAAAAAUAACCCUCUCGAGCUCAAACUAUGAAAUAACCGUUUGUUUAGAUUUGAAAAACACAAAACAGAUUUCAUUAAAAAAUACGUAACUUUUAAGGUACUUUUAUAGAUACCUCUGGUGCAAAGUUGCCUCUCAACACCCGCAUUCACAAUAUGUUAUAUUCGAAAACAGGGAGUUGAACCUAUGAGUGAAUGGCGGCACAGUUUUCACAAAAGUUUAGAUACUGUUACGCGCAUGUCACUAACC